AUGUUGCAGCUACCCAUAAAAACUAGAGCAACAUAUAGCUGGGGAGGAAACAAGAAAACGAAUGAACUAGGUUUCAUGGAGGGUGAUGUGAUCGAAAUCUUGAAAGUAGUUAAUGACAGCCUAUAUUUCGGUGAAUCACAAAGAACUAAAUUGAGAGGAUUUUUUCCUGCAAAGUAUGUUGCAUGCAAUGUGCCGAAUGAAAACCAGACCUCCCCUUCGGCACCAAGCACCCCUGUAUCUGCAAAUAGUUCUAAGAACAACAGUUUUAAUUCUUUGUUCACUCUGAAGAAGAAAGACAAGUCAUCAAGCUCAACCUUAAACACAGAUAUAUUGAAUAGUUCGUUUCAAGAAAAAAACCUUUCGGUGGUGGCGUCACCUUCUUCCCCGAAAAAUUCCGAACAGAAACAAGCAAAGAAAUUUACUUCAUCUUACGUCCAACAGCUAUUAGAUGCUUCAACGUUGAGUACAGAGACAGGAUCAUCCUCUGCAUUUGGCCAUUCCGACUUCAGUGCCACAUCUGCCGGAUCCUACAUGCGUCACAAAGAAAGGGAAGAAUAUGAGUCUAAGUUGCAAAGUAUGGCUCACUCUACUCAUACUUCAAUUGCUACUCGAAAGGCCUUGGACGAAAUCAUUGAAAAAAACGAAAAAAGAAAGCAACCAAAAUUACUAAGAGAUUUGCUAGGAUCCAGAAAUGAUACUGGUCCAAGUUUUGAUGAUCGCAUAUAUCUAAUGUCAGUAGAGAAAAUGAGUCAAAUGGAGCUAGAUGAAGGCUUACCUUACGGAUAUCAAAGCUUCCCUUCAAAAAGAUUUGCAGAGCCAAUAUCUGACAUGGAACGAACAAGGACAGUCUCAGGACAUGAAAGGGCAAAAAGGGCUAAAAGAAUAUUAGACGAAGAGCCGGAACUUAUUCUCAAACCUCAAGAGACUAUAUCUCAUGUCAAUUUCGAGGAAACUGACACCUCAUCACGGAGUUGUAGCUACAGCCUCGACUCUGAAGGCUUGGAAAAAGUGGACCACUUCAUGUCCCAACAAGAACAUAAUCCGUUUGACACACCUCAAAAAUUCACUAUAGAUACGAUAUUGCGCAAGUUCAAAACUGAAUUAGAAGUGUCUCGGGCAAUAUAUACGUACUUAACGCAAAGUUUCAAACUAAUAAAAAGGAAAGAUGAGAAAGUUAGUACAAAGAGAAUGUUCGGAUCUGAGAAAAUAUCCGAAAUCAUGCAUACCUGUUUAUGUACCCCACAUCAGUUGGCUUGGCUUUUUUACAUCAUGGCAGAUACAGCUGGAUUAGAAGUAGAGAUUGUUCUUGGUUAUCUGAAACAUCCGUUUGCACUCAACGAUGUCGUAACCAAUUCAAAGAAAAGACUCAUUAUUAAUCAUUCUUGGAUUAGUAUCAAAAUUGAUGGCGCCUAUCGUUUCAUUGAUGUUAUUUUGGGAAACCCAACCAAUGACUUUUCCGUUAACUAUCCUGAAAUUUGGGAUAAUAAUAUGACGUGGAGAUUUUACUUUUUAGCUAGGCCGUUUCAUUUGAUCCACACUCACAGUCCACGUUAUAUCGACCAGCAACAUAUUGUGCCUCCAAUCGAUGUUGUUGCUCAACUUUCUCUUCCACCUCUAUACCCUAGUGCAAUAGCAUCGGGUGUUUCAUGGUAUAAGUAUAAUACGAGUAUGAUGCAUCUGAGAGAUUACGAACUAUACGAUUUUGCGCUUGAAAUUCCACCCGACUAUUUGGUCCACGGAAAAUUUAAGCCCUACGAUAGUGCUUUUGAAUGUGUUGAUUCUUUCGUUCAAGUUUAUCAAAAAAACGAUGUAAGGAUAGCUCAUUUUCAGGGCAUAAUGUCCAAAGGCUGCCCAGCAGGUUUUGUUUAUGUGGUAGGUAAAAAUGAAUACUCUAAAAAGUGGAAUCUACUUUUGAGUAUUCCAUGUUUUCAUCAAGGAAAGUGGAAACCACUUGAAUGGAUGAAACGGGUUCCUGGCCUGAAUGGAGUUGACGUUUAUGUCAAAGAACCUAAAAUUAACAACCUAAAGUGUGGUGAACAACUUUUCGAUAUUAAAGUCCAUGGAAAAAGCGACUGGAUAAGAGAAGUGCAACAGUUUUACGAUGGAUCGUUGAAACUUGGCUUGUUUCCCCCUAACAAGCAGAUAAUUGAAUUGAAUGUAACCAAUAACCAGUUUACAGGCGAAAUAAAUUUGAACAAAGCAGGAUAUUGGAGGCUGGGUGUUCUUGAUGUUAAGUUUAUGAGAUGGAAAGUUAUAGCAGAAUGGUCGGUCGCAUAG
Pichia membranifaciens NRRL Y-2026 is the source of this 2277-nucleotide messenger RNA. RefSeq lists its product as hypothetical. The record is from RefSeq and is a predicted model, not a curated record. The transcript has a single exon. Bases 1 to 2277 code for a protein of 758 amino acids. Lineage: Eukaryota; Fungi; Ascomycota; Pichiomycetes; Pichiales; Pichiaceae. Gene Ontology annotation, molecular function: protein binding.